GUAACAGCUGUAACAGCUACUGUCAUAUAAUACAAAACAUUGGUUGUGUUGCAUCAUUCUCCAACAUUUUCCGGUGAAUUUAGCAUGAAUAAUGCUACUAAAACUACCUCUAAUUUGCCGUACAGUUCAGCGUAAUGCAUCUUCAUUCUCAGUUACCGGCCAGAGAAACCAUGCCGGCGUAAAACCGUAUAUCGAUUUUGUUGCAAAGCUUCACGACAAACAGAAACUUGAACAUAACAUCCGGCAACGAAAAUUGAAUAUCGACCUGAAUGAAUUGUAUCUGCUCCGUACAUUGGACCUGUCAACAAAAAGGAGCGAAUUGGCACGAUUGGAUCAGAAGAUAAAGGAUAUAUUAACCUCCUAUUCGAAUGCCGAUCGAACGGCAGAGGGCAUUGAAUCUUUGCUGAAGUCAUUGAAGUUGGAUGCAGCUAAGACAAAGACAGAGUUCAAAGCGCUGGCAGAGGAUAUAAAGGCUUAUGACGAUGCAUUGUUAGAGAAAUUCCUGGAUCUACCGAAUGACAUACACGAACGCACACCACUCGAUACAAGUGAAAUUCGUUUCAGCUACUCUAGUCAACGAAGCAUCGACGGUGCAGAAAAUCAUCUGGACAAGGUGAAUUACCUGGAACAUCAUGAUCCAUUUUGCUAUUUCCUGAAAAGCGACGCAGCGAAAUGCGAAUUGCAACUUCCGUUACAUUGCAAGAAAAUGUUCCGUUCGUUCGGAUUCGCACCGUUUUCGAAUCCUGAUUUCGUGAGGAGUAUUCUGGCCGAAGGAGCUGGAAUCCGUUUGAACGAUUUAUUGGAAAUCAUUGAGGACGACCCAAAGAAUAAAUUCAAUCGUUUACAUCUGGCUGGCAGCGGUUCGAUGCUCAGUUUUUUGGGCUUCGUUACAAAGUUGCUAGUCUAUCGAAGUCGUCUGCCGUUAAAGUUUGUGUCGAGUGGGAAAAGCUUUUCGCUUGCAGACACAGCGUCCAUCGACCAAGGACUGUAUUCGACGUGUCAAACAACGAAUGUUCAAUUGUUCAGUAUGACCAUCGAUGAAUCGGAAUCGCUGCGUCAAUUCGAUGAAACACUGGAACAAAUGAUUAAAUUUUACCAACGUCUGGACAGAACUUUUCGGGUGAGAUAUGUAACUGCAGACGAAUUGGCGCAGGCUGAACAAUUUAGAGCUGACUUUGAAGUGUAUUCACCUCAUCGAAAAUGUUUUGUUCCGAUGGGUCAUUUGAGUAGUUACGGUGAUUUUAUCAGUAGACGACUAUUGAUCGCUUUCAAGGAGGACAGUCGUUCUAAGUUUAAAUUUUCUCAUUUAAUUUCGGGUAAUGUAAUCAAUGUUACUAGGUUUAUAGCAAUUCUAUUGGAAGAGAAAGGUGCGCUCAGCGCACCAGCGAUACUAUCUCAUUUCAAAUAAAGUUUUUGUUAAGUUGACCGAAA
Messenger RNA from Bradysia coprophila, 1431 nucleotides. RefSeq names its product serine--tRNA synthetase-like protein Slimp. Gene Ontology annotation, molecular function: serine-tRNA ligase activity; ATP binding. The record is from RefSeq and is a predicted model, not a curated record. Lineage: Eukaryota; Metazoa; Arthropoda; Insecta; Diptera; Sciaridae. Gene Ontology annotation, biological process: seryl-tRNA aminoacylation.